AUGGCUGCUGAUGUCCAGCCGAUUGCGCAGGUCAAGCUCCCUGCGCGGCUUUCCUCACUUACACCAGAGCAGACGUACUGGCGAUCCUUCAAAUCACCACUCAACCUUACAUCUCCGACCAAGCACGCUGUUACACACAUCUCGCAACCACAGACGACGGUUCUGGGACAGACCACUCCAGAAUUCUUUGUUGUGACCACCGGAGCACGAGUCCAACUUUUCUCCCACAAGACCCGCAAACUCUUAAAGACUAUUACCCGAUUUGACGACGUCGCUUACAGUGGGGAAGCAAGAUAUGACGGACGAGUCCUUGCAGCGGGAGAUGAAACUGGAGCUAUCCAAGUGUUUGAUGUCAAUUCAAGAGCAAUUCUGAAAACCUGGAAGGAGCAGAAACAGCCAGUGCAUACGGUCAGAUGGAGUUCGAAGGAGACAACUGCCCUGAUGAGCUGCGGUGAUGACAGAACUGUCAGGCUUUGGGAUCUACCAAGCGAUGCCAGCGUCCAGACAUUCCAUGGUCAUAUGGACUAUGUUCGGACCGGUGGCUUUCUGCCUGGACAAUCCAGUAACGUUAUGGUGUCGGGCAGCUAUGACCAGACUGUCAGGCUGUGGGAUUCACGCGCCCCCAAGGCCGCUGUCAUGACCUUUAAACAUAUUGCGGCAGUUGAAGACAUCCUGUGCAUGCCAUCGGGCACAGUAAUUCUUGCCUCAGCCGAGAACCAAGUCGCAGUCUUGGACAUCGUGGCAGGCAGACCUCUACAGAUGAUCAAGAACCACCAGAAGACUGUCACUUCAUUAUGUCUUGCCUCGAACGGCUCGAGGGUUGUUAGUGGUGGCUUGGAUGGACAUCUCAAGGUCUUCGAAACGACCGGAUGGAAUGUGGUCGCAGGCUCCAAGUACCCUGCUGGCAUUCUUUCUGUGUCCGUGGUCGCCGCAGGAAACCCUCGAGAAGACAAACAUGUGGUUGUGGGCAUGUCCAGCGGUCAACUCAGCAUUCGAACCCGGUUGUCAGGUGAACAGAAAGUGAAGGAGCGGGAAAGACAAAAGCAGAUGGAUGCGCUGAUUGCCGGCCAAAUUGAAGAAUACGACAAGAAGCAGGCGAAGAAACGACCACGAGGCUUGGAAAAGCGUUUAAGAGGACGAGACUACACUGGUGAAGACGCUGACAUUAUCGUGGAAGGCAACGUUCGACCAAAACAGAAGAUGUUUAAUCCGUGGGAAAGAGAGUUGCACAAGGGCAGAUAUCGAGAGGCUCUUGAUGUUGCUUUGCGGGGCUCAGAUACGCUUACCAUGGUCACCCUGCUCAACACUCUCCGCUAUCGAUCUGCCUUGCGUGCAGCCCUGGAAGACCGCACUGAGUCUGAUCUGCAACCCAUCAUUCAAUGGAUCUGGAAAAACAUCAGUAACACAGCCUUCGUCUCCUUGUGUGUGGAGAUAUCCAUGAAUAUAAUGGACCUCUACUCAAAACACUUGUUCGAGAGCGACACACUUGCGAAGCAAGUCAAAAGGCUGCGUGAGCGUGUUCACGAAGAAACCAGUCGGGCACAAGAGGCGGCAAUGGCAACGGGGAUGCUAGAGCUUUUGACUUCUCAAGCACCUGGUUGA
Molecule: messenger RNA, 1602 nt
Organism: Cladophialophora yegresii CBS 114405
Lineage: Eukaryota; Fungi; Ascomycota; Eurotiomycetes; Chaetothyriales; Herpotrichiellaceae
Exons: 1
Coding region: 1-1602 (533 amino acids)
Biological process (GO): positive regulation of transcription by RNA polymerase I; rRNA processing
Cellular component (GO): nucleolus
Molecular function (GO): protein binding
Source: RefSeq, a predicted model, not a curated record